AUGCAGUCAUCUCAAAGAAUUCCAGUUACAGGGAGUGACAGGUCCUUGACUGGUGCAAAUCAGCGCAGCUCCGUUGAAGUCAAUGGAUUUAAAGUGCCGAAGGAUUUAGUCCAGAAUGUAGGGAACAUUUCCAGAGGAACUUAUAAUGCUUUGGGGAAGGGAGAAGGAGUAACUGAGCUCACUGAAUCGGACAAUGAGGAGGCGGAGAUAAAGAGCAUCCUAGAAUGUCUUGAGAACAAUGAUUUGUUGUCUGUGGAGCACCAGCUUCACAUCUUGAGAAACCUAGAAACAAAAAUCAAUGUUGUCAAUCACCUCAACAGUGACCUGGCCCAGCGGCUGGUUGACAUCACCUCCAUCAAUCUAAUCAAGAAUUCGGAGCUGAAGGAGGAAUUUGAGGAGGCUGCCAUUGCCAUCCUAAUGGCGGUUGGGAAGCACUGUCCAGGAGAUGUUGUGGCCAUGCUGCAGGAGAGAUUCCAGCCAAAAGUCCUGCCCCACCGCAGUAUCCUCUGUGCAAUGGAGAAGCUCUGUCAACUCAGUGUAAUGGCUCCCUAUAUAGGUGCAAUGUGGGACUGUGUCCUGCCAGCCCUGCCCCUAGUCCAGUCAGAAGAAUAUAUGCUGAUAUUUAGUGAUGUACUAAGAGAACUCUCCCGGUGUGCAUCAAGGUACCUGGCACAGCCACCACAGGGAGCUGAAGAGCUGGACAUUACCAGAGAAACUGCAGCUGCCAAAGCCUAUGUGACCUUCCUGGUGCUCUUCAACAAAUGGUUCCCAACUGCAAAGGGAACGGUGAUGGAAGCCACACUGGAUGUAAUUGGCCAACUAUUUUUCAUCAUGUCUAUUCAAACACUGAAAAAUCAUCUUCAGUGUUUGAUCACAGAACUCCUGCAUCAGUAUGGGACCAGGAUACAACAUUUUUAUGUCACAGAGUGCCUGUGCCAUCUUCUGGAUGCCGUACUGUGCCACGGGAAAUGGAGUAAGAGGUUGUACCAUAGUCUGGACAGUAUUCUCAGUACUCUAUUCACACAGGUUUGUGCUAAGACUGAAAUAUCUGAUACGCUAAGUAACUGGAACGAAACUUCUGCAUUGCGAGCCUUCCAGGUGCUGGGUCCUAUUUAUCAAGAGGAUAUUAUGGCUUUCCUCAGAAAGCCGAUGGAGGGUGCAGAAGAGGUGGAGUGCACUGCAGCUCUCACAGUCUUGAGAGAAGUUACCCAAGAGCCUCCCCAUAUGGACAAAGUAAAAGACACCAUGGUGCAAUCUGUGGCUCUCCUCAUACAGGAAAACAACUAUCAGGUGAAAAGUCCUCUCUUGCAGCUGAUUAGAAGUUUUGCAUGCUGUGGCUAUCUCAUCCUGCCAGGAGGCAGUGUACUUGUGGAUUUUCUCAUUCGGCAGUGUGAACUCCCUGUCUUCACCGUGAAUCCUGAAGGUGACUGGGAUGAAGAGGCAGUCCAGGUGUAUAGUAUCAACACCCUAAACCUGGUGCCCUGGAAAAUGCUAUUGCAGUUUGUGUGCCCUCUGGAGUAUGUCAACACUUUGAUCCCCAUCUGCAAAACCUUGACAUCUUUGUUCAUAAAGUUGGGGAAAGGAGGCCUAUCUCCUUACCUGGUGGAGUUCCACAGACAACCAACUGAACUCCCAACCCCUCAGGCACUCCUGCUACAUCUUUUGGUGAUUUCAUUGUAUCCCUACAAAGAUGGAGGCUGUGGGGUUGUUGCUCUCCAACUGCUGCAUGCUCUCCACCCUCUCAACUCUCUCCAUCCUGUGAUUCAUUCAGAUUUGGGACAGUUGUGGAUGGAGAUGAUUCCUGAGCUUAUACAAUAUCUAGAAGCACAUAAUGAAGGAACUCUGGAAGAGGAGAAAUGGAAGAACAAGCUGCUUCAGCUUUUAGAAAGGUCAGUGGAAGCCAUUAUGGAUGAUGCAUGGUCCUGUGAGCUCGCAAAUGAGAUUCUUGUGAAAAGCAAAAGCUAUUCUCAGAGGUGCCAAGAUAAGUUUUUCCCUUAUAAAUUUUAUGGGGCAGUUCUACGGGCAUCAAGAAACAGAGAUGUAGUGAGGGAGUACCUCAGCAUUAUACUGCGGACUUCUCAGCAGGAGGAAGCUGAGAGAGAGGGGAUUGCUUCUGCCAUCAGUCUCGUAGCUACUCGUCACCUCAAGGACAUCUUGGUGGUGCUUCAGGAAUUCAUUAACAUUCUGAACCCAGACGAAAGCUCACCCAGUGAGGAUGCACAGCAGAAUAAGUGGAGUAUGGCUUCCAACACCCUUCACCUUUGCUAUGACCAGGUGGCCAAGGAAACAAAGGACAAUAUUCUGCCCUGGGUGGACCACAUCCUGUCCCAAAUGUUAUACCACUACUGUCGCUACACUGCCUCAGCCACGAACUUAGGUCUGAAGCUGAGCUUUCUGAAAUCAAUGGCUGCAUUCACCAGAACUGUUGGCGACAUCACCCAAAAAGCAAAAGAAGCCCAUGAAUUCUCGCAGAAAGCUGUCAUUGUGGCAUUCAUGGUGAAGCUGAUUGAAGAAGAGUCAAUGAACUUGCUGUCUAACCCUGUGCGCCAGCAGGCCAUGAUUGUUGUCACGAACCUGAGAAAGCUGAAGCCACCACUAAAGUCUGAGAAGAAAGCUGUUCUACUCCGGGCAUGCUACAAAAGUGUCUUUUCUCUGCCUCCAAUGGAGAUCAUGUUAGCAGAGGCAUGUGAUAAUAUACAAUGCCAACACCCAGAGUCUCUGUACAAGGAAACUAUCGAUGCCUUGAGAGGAAUGCUUGAGGGUUUGGUAUUUGAAUGUCCUGUGGAGGCCCAGAAGAUUUUGGAGUACCUCGAGCCCUGGCUAAUCUCCAGAAAGGAUCAUGAGCGAGAACGAGCAAUGUGGUGCAGUGCCCGGAUCCUAAGAUGUGUGGCCAAGCUUCCCAAUUUUGACACGUCAAUUGAAUUCAGCAGACUGGGUCGCCUGGUUAGGCUGCUUGCCCUUCGAUGCCAUGACGCUGUGGACAAUAUCUGCUUCUUGGCAGCCCGGGCAGUAUACAACUUGUAUUGUAUCCAGCUGGUUAAAAAGCAGCUUGAGAAGGGACAUGGAGUGGAGAAGGUAGACACACUACAAAAUCUGGGAACAUACAGUCCUUCUGUGUUCUACAACAACACCUCACAAAUCGCUAAGGCUUUUGCAGAGUAUUUUACUCCACUUCAGCUAACAAACCUGGUUCUGACAGCACUUGAUGGCUUGACAGAUCCCAGGGAAAAAAUAUCUCGGGCAGCUGGAGAACUGCUCAGUGCGAUUCUGGAAGAACGGGGAGCUGACCUGGAGAAGGUAGAUGACACUCUGACUGGCAUUUACAAGCGCCUCAGCCUCAUCCAUGAACCCAUUACGAGGCAGGAAAUGUUGAGGGCAGUGUGCUUCUUGGCUGGAAACAACACCAAGAAAGUGGUGCCUAUCCUGUUGGACCACCAUCUCCCAUGGGACAGCAACACAACUGAGCUAUGGAGGUUCCUGGGCACCAGAAGAGAAACCACCCUCAAUGUUCUUCAGUUGCUGAUAACAAUCCUGGAGGAGAAACCAGUCCAAAAAGUCAAUAGCAGUAUCUCUGAUGAUGAGACAUCCCUCCAGCCUGUUGCUGUAACGUGUGCACUGUGUGAAAUGCUCUCUGUCCCUGGCUGCAGAGAUGCAGUGCAAGAACUUUACCCCAGCCUCUUAUUGGCAGUACUUAGUCAUGUCCAGCGAGUCAUUGAGCAGAACCCAUUAGAGAACAUUGUGGUCUACAGGAAAGAGUGUGGCCAGGGGCACAGGCCAAAGGCAUUCGAUCCUUCCAGCUGUGCUCUGGAGGCUGUAAAGACCCUCCUCUCAGGCGCUGGUUACUUCGAGGUGUUAGACUAUGUAGAGGAACACAGAGGGUGGGACCUCCUCUCCAGCUCCAGUGACUACUAUUGUGGAAUAAUGGAGAUCACAAGUGCCAUGGUGAAGCAUUUGAAGCCUCUUCAUCUGCACAGGAUUUUUAACAAGCUGAUCCCGCUGCUCAACAGUGAGAAUGAGCAUGAUAAAAUUAUGUCCAGGGCCUUCUAUGCUCAGCUUCUCUGGCACCGUUCUGUGGCCCAGAGUCUGGAACUCGACGUCUUGGCCCCACUAAAAAAAUGGAUCCAAGAGCCAAAUCCCAUCAUGAGGCUCCUGGGACUCAGAGGAAUUAGUAAUUUAGCUCUCCACCCAGGGAAGGCGACACAUCUCAGAAAUCACCUUCCAGUCCUCCGAGAGUUCCUAAAAGAGAAAGAGGAGAGGAUUGCAGAGCAGGCUGUGAAAGCCCUAAGAAAUAUCAUUUACUACAUGGAAGGGGAAGAGGUCAAGGUUGCAUUCUGCCAUAUCGUCCGGCCUGUUUGGCAGCUAAUUACUGAUGAGAGAGAGAAAGUGCGCAUUUCUGCCAUCAUUGCCUUUGGCAAAAUGCUGAAAUGUGUGAACAAAUAUAAACCUGGACCUGUCAUCCAUAAUGAAAUCUACUGUGCUCUGGUGCCUCUGAUGCUCGUCAUGCAGGGGAAUAAUCAUGAGAUACUAAAGGCAUGUGGAGACACCUUGGCAGAGUGUGCACAGGUAAUGGGGUGGAACCAGCCGAGAAACUUGUUCAGACAGAUGACACUGAGUGACCAUCUUCAGGUCUUGCAAGAGAUGUGCACAUUUCUGGUGAGGAAAUGCAGGAGAAUGGUGGGGGACUUCUUACUUAAGAGCAUAGCCUACCUAAAGAACCCUCAGCCCCUUUUACGAGAGGCAGCAGCCAGGUUUAUAGAGUUCACACUACAGAAUUUGAACUUAAUUCAAGUUGACAGAGAUGAUGUGAUGCUACUGCUCAAUGCUCUUGAUGAUCUCAAAUGUGACCCUGUAGCCUCAGUCUGCAUUACAGCUUUAGACACCAUAACAAAUAUUGAGACAGCUUGUUUGCCUGAAGCAGAGCCUCUUUCUGGAUUGAGGAGGUUUUUCUGCUCUCUGCCUGUUCAAAGAAAGAUGAAGAUUUUUAAAGACAGAGAAAUCCCAUUAAAGUUCAAGUCCAGCUCAAAGCAAUUGAGAGGCAAGACCGUCCCUGAAGAUACCUCAACAGCAGACCAAGAAGAAGGGGAAAAGAGCAUGAAACAGAAGCUAUGGAAGCUCACGAGGAAUCUGAAAAGGAAAAGACUCUAA
This is a messenger RNA of Gopherus flavomarginatus (Mexican gopher tortoise), 5145 nucleotides long. RefSeq names its product maestro heat-like repeat-containing protein family member 1. Gene Ontology annotation, cellular component: cytoplasm. The coding region runs from base 1 to 5145 and encodes 1714 amino acids. The record is from RefSeq and is a predicted model, not a curated record. The transcript is spliced from 42 exons. Lineage: Eukaryota; Metazoa; Chordata; Testudines; Testudinidae.